ACCAGUGUAGACAAGUUGUCAUUGUGUACUAAACGUGGACGUGUUGUGUCUACAGCGUAUACGUCAACAAGGAACGGUAUACCAAGCAGUACUCUUUCCUGGAGGUCUCCGUUGUGUCACAGUGGCAUACGGAUACAGAAUACUAGCAGUACUCGUCCCUGGAGGUUCCCGUUGUGUCUUGAGCGCCAUACGAGGCAGUACUAAUUCCUACAGUGUUGAGCGUAACUAGGAGCAACGUGCAUCAUGAUUAUUGUGAUGAAACAAAGAUGUCCUGAUUGUGGUAAGACUUUCAAAAACUUAUCAAAUCACAACAUCUGUCAUAGUCGAGGUUCAGGGAAAUAUGCAGACCAACCUUCUAUGGUUCAGAGGCAAGUGUGCCCUGAUUGUGGCCGAGAUUAUGUGAACCUCGCAAAUCACAGAAUAUGUCACGGAAGAGGGUCCAGACACAGGCAGACGUCUGGUCCACAACAGUCUGCUUCAAGGUCACCCGUGUUGCCACAGAGUCGAAGUCAUUAUCCAGAUGAUACGUCUCCUCCACAACCACAACUCCCCAGUAGACAACGGAGUCAUCAGCAACGUCACCAUCACGACCUUGAAUCCCUGCUGUAUGGUCGUAUAUCGGACGCGUCUCAAAGAGAUGAAUCUGACACAAAUGCGGCAUCUACUGGUUCACCACGCAACAUUGUCCGGGAGCAUCGGAGUGGAUGUAUGGAGUUUGGAGCUUGCCGAAUUUCGGUCAACAGGGACGCCGUCUGGGAAAGCAGCAUGGCCUUCUUCAAGGAUGUUGCUGUAUCGAACAAGGCUAAACAGUUGAUGGUGGUAUUUACUGAUUCCGAGGGCAGGCAUGAGGAAGGCGUCGACACCGGGGGACCAAGGCGAGAGUGUCUACGGCUUCUGUUGCAGUCCAUGGUCUCCGAUAGCAAGAUGCUGCACGGGGACGAAAACCAAGGAUUUCUGAUUCGACCCAGCAUAUCUGCAUAUCGGGAGAAUCACUUCCGGGUCAUGGGUGUCAUGCUGGCCACUAUAAUUGCUCAAGGCGGACAAUCCCCCGCCAUAUUUGCCCCUCCCGUUGUUGAUGCAAUAUUGGAUAUCGAUCAGUCGCCAUCUGUGGAUUAUGUGCCGAACAGACGUAAGAGAGAAUCUUUGACAAAGGUGUCGGAGGCUAAAGACGCGACGGAGCUGGAGGAAGCGCUACAGGAGUGUGACUGGAGAGACGACCUAGAUGGCAUCCCCUCUUAUGUCACAAUGGCCAAUAGGGAUGAGUUUCUCAGUGGGUGUGUCCACCACUUUGUCAUACUACAGAGCAAACCAAUGGUAGACCAGCUGAUUCAAGGCCUGCGUCACUGCGGGAUAUUAGACCUCAUUAGAAGACACACGUUGCGAGAUUUGCUGGAGUAUAGAUCGGACGUUGAAGUCACUUCAGAAAGGGUGAUGGAUCUGUUCAAACCAGUCCCCAGUUACCAUGGAGACGAACAUGCCAUCUUUAACAACCUGCACCGAUUCCUGCAGGCAGCUGAAGAGGGCCGCUUGUGUGACGUCCUCGGGGAGGGCCGAUGUUUGACCCGCAACCAGACCGAGUUCGCACGGAGGAUGACUCCAGGUAGACUGCUGACGUUUGUGACCGGAUGUAGUAGAGAGCCAGCUGGCGGGUUCACGCCCCGACCCAGCAUUGUGUUUAACUACAGUGCCACCUGGCGGCUGCCAUCAGCCUCCACGUGCAGUAACCAGAUCCAGCUCACAGUGCACCCCGACUUGCUGGAGUUCCAAAGCUUUUGUCAUACGAUGAUGACGUCAAUGAUGAAUGGAGAGACCUUUAGCACUGCCUGAGUUACGUGUAGUCAUCAUGUAUCUUCUAAUGGAAGAUAAGAGGAUAACAAGAAGUAACUCAUGUGAUAGAUUCCGGAUUCAGCAGAAGUAUAGAGUAUCCUCAACUUUGUACUCCACUAUCAAACACGACACACCUAAGAUUUCACUCCUUGUACCAUGGACCUUUUUCACUCAACGUGGUGACCAUGGAUAUAGUUACAUCUCUGUCGUCUCUGUUCGGGACCUCUUGUCAAAACUGAAAGCGAAUUGCAGCAGAAACAAAUAUGUGAACUUCAUCAUUGAUAACAUCUAUGUGAAGUUUGGGGAUAAAACAUUUAGGUCUGAGUUAGGCUUCCCCAUGGACAGUAAUCUCCCCACCGUAUGCUGAUCUGUUUCUUUAUGCAUACGAACCGGAAGUUCUCCUCGGAUUGACGAAAUGAAAACAAGUGAAUUUAGUCAAGAAGUAAACCUUAAACUUCAGGAUAUCGAUGAUCUGAUAUCGUUCAAUAAUGGUCAAAUAGCAAAUUCCCUUCCACUGAUUUACCAACUAGAAAUAAGGGAGACCAGUGAGACCGCACUGUAUCAAAUUUAGUAUAACGAUUCAGAGUGAAAUCUUUUCACAAGACUGUAUGACAAGUAAGAUGACUUCAGUGUUCCAAAAGUCAACAAUGUCGAGCAACACUCCAGCAGCACAGGUCUUUGGUGUCUACUUUAGUCAAUUAUUGAGAUACAGUCGAACAUGUUGCUUCUGUAACAGUGCUAAAAUUUCUAUAUUUUAUUCAACUUUUUGUGAAAUUCGCCUUCAAUUCAUAAAUUGUCAGUUAACCAUUUAAGACCUGUCGGUACAUACUAGCGAUUCAAAAUUGUAAAACAACAUCUGGCACUUAAGAUUUACGCCGCCACAAUCAGGUCGGUGGGCGAAACUUUAAUUACAUGUUGAAUAACAACUGGUAGUGGUCAGCGCAUUUUGGCACUUACCAGUGUACCGUUAUCAGCUAUUUAGCGGCAACUGACCAAACUAGAAAAUUGAAAACGCGAAACCAAACACAAGCUGAGUGAUUCUAUCGGCAUUUAUAAUCUUCUAUUACUCAACUUUCCAAACUGACCGUCUGCUUUGGCUAUUAACAGACCAAAACCAUCAUACAAAAUUGUAUAACAUGUCCAGUCUUUAUUAGUCCAAAGUCUCAAAUUUCAAACUGGACAUGCACGUGUAGACUUGCCUUCAGAUUAACGAAGGAGGUCUCAGGUAUAAAUAUAGGGGGAAAUCGACUGUUUGUCAUUCCUGCUUUGCCUGAGAACCUCUCUCUGUUUGUCUUUGAAGGUAAGUCACUUUUACUUGUUACUUUGCCAUUUAGGUUAAACUUUGCUUAAAAUUGUCUUUAAUUUUGUAUGAAUAUCUUGCUUGAACAAUGAACUUAUAUUCUAUGUAUUCGAAAUGCCGUUCGAAUCUAAGCUGCAUAUUAUUCAAGUAUUACCAACACAAAUUAACUACAGUAAUUUAUAUGCGUGCGUCUCAUGUAGAAAUAUUACUAUUUCACAAUCAGCGCUCGUAUCCCACAUGUUUAUUUAUUGGUUUAAAACUACUAGGCCAAUUAUUAUUAAUCACAGGUGUCGUGAAUGCUUUAUAAUUAUCAUGUUUCAAUGUUAAAAGUUUGCAUUAUAAUAAUGUAUGAAUUAUUUGUCCGUGUAUCGGUAGGACCAGUAUUCAUAUGUACGUCGUGUUAUUUACCUUAUUGUAUGUUGUAUCGUUAGUAGAGUGGUUUUAUAAUGCAACAACGUUAAAUGCGUCAAUAUGCAUUAACAUGAUCGAGUUACUCGAUAUAAUUUACGUUAUGUAUAUUUAUUUGCGUUCUUAUGCCUGAUAAAUACGGUUCAAGAAUAUAACUUAUGUCCGAUGUUCAUGCAUCAAAUAUAUUCUUUAUAUACAAAACCAAAUCAGUGCAAGUACAGCAAAGUAUAUUAUUCUUAUCUGUAGCCCAAAGUAUAUUUCUUAUUAGGUAACUACUUUGUGAGGGCAUAUCACUAGACUACAAUACUUGAACGUAGCUUUUUGAUCUAGAUAAAUGCACGCAAAUUAAGCAAUGCCUAAUACAUUUAUGUUUUCCAAAUUAUACAUAUUAUUUCCAUUCGGUAAGAUGAAUUGACGCUGUAUAGAAUAUCUCAGAUACUAUACUUUUAGCAUAAUUUGGACGCUACAGAUAACGUAGUAGUUUUAUGUUGUAGAAUAGUUAUAAUGAAACAGGCUUUCCUAUAGCAGUGUUUAUAUCCAUUUCUAAAUUACAGUUCACAAGCAAUUUCUCUGUUUGGCGAAAUCUCAAAUAAGGUCCAUAAACAUUCACAAUAGAAUAUACGUUCACUUAUAAUCAGUUUUAAUUCAUACAUAUUUCAAGUUUCAAGUACAGUAUUCAUUCAUGUGUGAUUUGUAUAAGCAUGCCCGCAUAGCGCGGCAUGCACAGGCGGCACCGCUCAUUGUUAUAUAACGGCGCACUCACCAGCGCUUGGCACCAGCGCUUGGCACCAGCGCUUGGCAGCAUCCUCCUCCUCCUCCUCAUCAUCAUCACCACCAUCAAUCUCAUCUUCCUCUGCUGAAGCUGAUUGGAGUGAAAUGGCAGCUCCACAUGUCAAACUCCGGCCGUUCACUGGGCAAGAAGAGGCAACGUCCUAGUGGCAGGAUUUUCAAGAUUUUGUUGCAUUGUUCAAUUACAAUGCUGACAAACAAUGUCGCCUAUUUCCAUUCUAUUUAGAAGCAGCGGCCAAGGUCUUGCACCAGGACUUGGCUGAAGAAACAAAGAGGGACGCCAAACUGCUGGAAGCAGCCUUCAAAUCAAGGCUUGGGAAGCCAAAGGCUUUCGACGUGAGCCUUUUGCAGAUGGCACAGACUUCAGAUGAGACAAUUCCUGGUUUCAUCUGCAGAGUCGAGAAGGCCACCCGCAACCAGGACCUCCCACCUUCAGUCAUCAUGGCAGUGGCUGUCAAUGGACUUCGACAAUGGGUUGUCAACAAAGAACCCACUACCUUGGAAGAAGUCCGACACCAUGCUGUGCUGGCUGAGAAGUCUCAGACAGGGUCCAAGGCAUCAGAUGUCAACAUGGCGGCCAAGGUAGAGCAACUGUCUGAUUUAGUUGCAACUCUGAUAACUAAAUCGGAAGCCCCAACCGUUGAAGUUGCAGCUGUGCCAGCAGCCAGGCAUCAGCAACAACACAAUCAACAACAACAACAACAGCAACAACGAUUCCAGUCGUUACCAGGGCAACAUCACCCUCAACAACAACUUUCACAAAGAUGAAGCCAUUUUUCAAGUCAGCAGCCCUUGUUGCCACCAUCCUACCCACAACAAGGCUACCAACGGCAGUACCGGAACAACUUCUACCAGAGGCGUCCUUCCUACCAGCAACAUGGCUACCAACAGCAACCACAGAACAAUUACUACCAGAGUCAGCAGCAGAGGUGCCGGGGAUGUGGUAUGUACUGUUCAGAUCGAUUUUCCUGCCCACACUUUAAUACUAUAUGUACAUAUUGCAACAUAGUAGGACACGACUCCAAAGUUCGCAUGAGGGCACAUCAUUCACAGAAUGGAGGUCCUAGACAAUGAGGACUCGCGCCUGAUUCUCAGACCUCUGAGGUCAGGCACAAGAAACCAUUGGUCUCACUUGUGGCUCCCUUGCUAAAGAACACUGUUCUGGUCAGGGUGAAGCAAGCGAAGAAAUCAGCACUUGUUGACACAGGAGCUAGUGUAUCCUGUGUGAACAUGAGCUUCCUACAGAGGGUAGGUUAUACCAAUCAAAAUCUGCACUUGUCGGAUCUGUCUGAAAUAGUUGGCGUAGGCGGUGAAAGACACAAAGUGCUAGGCUCCAUUACCUUAGAAAUCACAAUUGGUCAUCUCACCUUUUCUCAGCCCUGCUACGUUUUUGAAAAACAUCAUCAUUCCCUUAUCUUAGGCAUGGACUUUCUUGAACCAAACAAAGCCCUUGUUUCCUUAGCAGACAAAAUUCUUAUCAUUCAAGAAGGUCUUGUCUCAGUACCAUUGAUAGAAACUAGUGCAGGCUAUGCUAGAUGUAAGGAGCCAGUUGUCAUUCCACCUCAUUGUCAAGUUGACAUUCCUGUCCAUAUUUCCCGUUGUAGGCCAGGCACAGUUCUCCUUUUAGAACCAGUUCCCGAACUCUCUAGAACUAACAUUCAAGGUGGUAGAUGUCUGGUCACCAAUUCCAAAAAGGCAGUUUAUAUGCGGUUGCUAAAUCCUAGCGACUUAAAAAUUAAUUUGAAUACACAACGUAUACUUGCCAUUGCAUCAGAAGUUGAUCCUUUAAGUGUCUCUAUUCUCCUGGAUAAACCCGACUCUGACACAAGGUCACCUCAGGGCAGCUUUAGGUCACCCCAGGUCAAUGUGUCUACAGUCUCUCAGGGCAGAAACAGGGCACCCAACUCAAAUGAUAGGUCACCUCAGGAACACUUUAGGUCAUCCACACAUACUCCCAGGUCACACGAAGACAACUUUCAAUCCCCUCCCUGCACACAAACACCGCCUCCUGACCUCAAAUUUGAUCUUUGAGAAUCAGACCUCACAUUUGACCAAAAACAACAACUCCUUACCUUUCUCAAAUCACAACAUUCUGCCUUUGCUCAAAACUGGCCUGAGUUAGGUAAGACACAUCUAUACAAACAUAAAAUAGAGACAGGUGAUGCUAGACCAGUUAGGCUUCCCUUUUACAGACAAAGUGCUGAGGUUAGGAAAGUAUGUUCACGCCAAAUUAAAGAAAUGCUAGAUGCCAAAAUCAUUCGACCCAGUUCUUCUGAAUGGCACUCUCCUGUAGUAAUGGUAAAAAAGAGAGACAACACCUAUCGUUUUGCUGUAGAUUACAGCGUCUUAAGCUGUCACAAAACCUAUAUUUUUUCCCCUAAUUCGGUUUGAAGAUGUUAUUGAUGCUGUUGGUGAAAGUCAUGCUAAAGUCUUUAGUGUCCUUGGUUGUGCUAGUGGGUUUUGGCAGAUUCCACUGCAUGCAGCUACAAAACAUAAAUCAGCGUUCAUUACGCCCGAUGGUGUUUUUGAAGGGAAUCGUCUCCCUUUUGGCUUGAAAAACGCUCCAAUGGCCUUCCCAAAACACUAUUUCUGAAGCCCUAAAAGAGAUGAAUUGGAAAUAUAUCCUAAUACAUGUUGACGAUAUUAUCGUCUUUUUUAAAUCAUUUUCCGAACAUUUAACACAUUUGAAAUGCGUUUUCGAAAAGAUCAAACAAGCAGGCUUGACCCUCAAACCCAGCAAAUGCAAGUUUGCAGCAAAACAAGUUCAGUAUCUAGGGCACAUCUUCAACAAAAAUGGCAUUGAAGUGGACAAAUCUAAAAUAGAAGCAGUCAUGCAAAUUCCCCAACCAAAGAAUGUCCAUGAUGUUCGCCACUUUCUCGGUCUUUGCAGCUAUUACAGGAAAUUUGUUCCAAAUUUCUCAGGCAUAGCAUCACCUCUCUAUGAAACUCUAAAGAAAGAUGUACUUUACUACACUAAAACAAGCUUUAACAUCUGCUCCAGUCCUUGCAUAUCCAGACCCUACAAAACCUUUUAUUCUCACAACAGAUGCUUCACAAACAUCACUAGGCUAUAUUCUAGGUCAGAAAGGCUCAGAUGGUAAAGAGCAUGUCAUCUGUCAUGGCGGCAGGUCACUUCAUUCCACAGAAAGAAAUUGGGGUGUUACACAACUAGAAUGUUUGGCAGUUGUAGAAGGGAUCAAGGUAUUUAGAGUGUAUUUGGCUGGGAACAAAUUCCAAGUUUACACAGACCACAAAGCUCUCACAUGGCUAAAAAGUGUUAAACAUGAAACUGGUCGUGUUGGACGAUAGUCUAUUAUGCUCCAAGAUUAUGAUUUCGAAAUUGUGCACAAACCUGGGAAAGCCAAUACAAAUGCAGAUGCAUUAUCUCGAACUAAAUACCCUGAACCUAAAACUGCACCAGUUACAGAUGACAUACCUUCACCACCCUUACCAUCUCGACAGACAUAUGCACAAGUAGUUGCAUGUCCUGCCCCUCCUAUAAACAAAACUAUACCCAUCCCAAACUCCUCCUCCAUGUCAACCUCCAGAGAGACUUAUCAGGAUAUGUAUAGCAACAGGCCUCUGACCUCCCAAGUCACAUCCACAUUAUCCCCUCUACCAUCUGACCCCUCAUCUGAUUCAGACCUGUCCUCAGACCCUCCAGUUCCAUUAGCUGUUGAUUUCUACUAUGCUAACGAAACUGUGGCAUCUGGUCCCACUGUAAUGUUUGCAGGCUAUGACAUUGAUGAUGAGCACUUUGAUGAACAGCAAUACAAUUCUCCAGACCUACGACCAAUCAUUGACUACCUUUCAAAUGGUGAAAUUCCUCCCAGUUACACUGAUGCCCAAGUCAAAGGUCUUGUUGGUCGUUCACAUAAAUAUGUCAUUAAAGACAACAUCAUCUAUCAUUUGUAUCAGCCCAAAUUUAGGGGUUCAAAGACCCACAGACCUCCACAAAUCACUCAAGUUGUUGUCCCCCUUAGCAAACAUAAGGACCUGCUUUAUGCUUAUCAUGAUUCCAAAGUAGGUGGCUGUCAUCUUGGUAGAGAUUCCACUUUUCAGGCUCUCAUUUCCAAAUAUCACUGGCCUGGCAUGUACCAAGACAUUGAAAACUACAUUAAGUCCUGUGAAGUGUGUCAGAAGAUUAAGUCCCAGUCCCAUGGUAGACAUGCUCCUCUGGUUCCAAUGCCAAUUGGAGAUACAUUCUCUCGUCUCCACAUAGACAUCUUAGGUCCACUGCCUGAAACUAAAGAUGGUUUCAAAUAUGUUCUACUUGUAGUUGAUUCCUUUACUCGUUGGACUGAAGGCUUUGCAAUAAAAACUCAGGAUGCCACUGAGGUUGCUAAUGUUCUCUUUAAUCAGGUCAUUACUCGCUUUGGUGGCCCAAAAACCCUUCUUUCCGACAGAGGUCGUCAGUUCACUUCAAAGCUUGUCAAUGCUCUUUGUGAACUACUUGAAAUUAAGCAUCAUCUGACCUCCUCAUAUCACCCCGAGACAAAUGGCAUGUGUGAGAGACGCAACAGAACUAUUGAACAAGCCCUUAGAGCUUAUUGUCCUCAAGAUCAGUCCAACUGGGCAGACCUCAUUCCAUGUGUAAUGAUGGCAAUGUGAAGCACACCAUGUGCCUCUACAGGGUACACACCAUUUUACCUCAUCUUUGGCACAAAGAUGCAUCUCCCCAUUGACACUGCCCUUCUUCCCAAACCAACUCUUGGCAAAACUGCAGAAAGUCAUCUUAAAUCUCUUCUUGAGAAUCUAAAGAUAGCAAAAGCAAUUGCCAAAGAUAACAUGGAAAUUUCUCAGGAUGUCAACAAAGAACGCACGGACCUCAAAGUAAAAGAACCAUCAUAUGCUGUAGGUGAUCUUGUAUUAUUGCAGAAUUCACAUGUUCUCCCAGGCCAGUCCCCAAAACUUGCCGUGAAAUGGUUAGGUCCCUACACUAUCCUAGAAUUAGGUCCAAAUCACACAUACAAAAUUCAAAACACAGAAACGAACAAACCACACAAAGCCUUCAUCCAUGCAAACAGAUUGAAACCUCACAUUGCCCGCACACAUCCCAACAAUAGACUCCCAGAUCAUGUCCAAAACCCGAGAUGUCAAACUCCAGUUCCAAGCAAUGAUGUUGAGGCACAUCCUGACACACAGAUGGUCCAGUCACAGCCAUAUAUAUCUGAUCAAAGCAGGACACCAUCUACAUCUCAGUCAGGUACCGGCUUCUCACAGCAGCCAGACACCACAUCUCAAGAUGACCAAACAUAUCCUGUUGACAAGAUUCUCGAAUGCAAAGUUGUCAAUGGCACCAAACACUAUCACAUUAAAUGGUUAGGUUACUCCGAAACCACAUGGGAACCAUCCUGCAAUCUCAGUCGGGACCUAAUCCAACACUUCCAUACAUCUAGAACCAUGUCCGGAAAAAGGCGCAAAAAUGGGCGAAAAUACUUUAAAUAAUACACCAAGGUUUCAUCAGCUCCCACCUAUCUUUGAGAAGUUUCUAACUGUUGCCUUAGAUGAUGAAUGACCACCCCUUCUUACAGUUACGUCGUUUCUGUGUCUCAAUAGUGCUAGGUUGUUCAGAUGUUGCUGGCCAGAACAUCAUGCUCAACCAGGUCAUCUCAUCUAAUGGUCCCAUGUUCUCUUUCGUUUCUCAAAGGUUCAUCAUGGAGUCUGAUUAUCCUGUGGCUGCUCUCGUUUAGCGCCCCUUCUGUCCUCGCUUCCGGUCCAGUUCAAUGUCUUAAUUAUAGGGUUGUGUUUCAACCAUCAUCUCAAAUCAAUUUUGAUACCGAUUACUGGAUACACGCAUACGAGGUGUAGCUUCCACAUGUACCAGGCAUCCCAACCAUGAGUGGAUGUCUUCACAGUAACAGAACCUGUGUCCUACUUCACCAAAUUCAAAUGCAUCUAAAUGUAAUUAAAACUAGAUGCGUUGCCCAGCUAAAUGAAACUAGACAACAAAUUAUUAAGCUAAUUCCAGCAUCAAAAAUACCUUCAUCAUCUAGAUCUAAACGCGCUAUUCUUAGUUUUGUCGGGUCUCUCUCUAAAACAUUGUUUGGUACUGCUACUACCAGUGAUGUAAACCUUCUCGCCAAACAUAUUAAUGCUCUCACAAGACAUGAUAUAAACCUUGCAAACACCAUCCAACAACACUCUGCCCAUCUCUCCUCCUUUAUGAAGCUUGUCGACUCUAGAUUUAAGAAUGCACUUAAAGGUGUCAAAGCUAAUCAUGAUGCAAUUACAUUUACAGCUAUUGCUAUGGAAAACAAUGUCAAAACAAUCCAGUCUACAUUUACUGCUCUUACCGGCCUUUCGAUUGAUCAAAUCCAACAUGCUUCCAUUAUAGAACACCAGUUGGAAGAACUAAAGUUAGGAAUCUUAGACUUAGCCAAAAAUAAGUUAUCACCAUUGCUGGUAGCACCAGAAAUUUUAGAACAAACAAUUCAUCACCUGUCCGCAGUUUUAUCUAAUAAAUAUCCCUACAUAUUAUUAUUCCCAUGCUAAAUUUAUCUUUGUCCGUACUAAGUCCCAUAUCUAUAUCUCAGUUAAAUUUCCACUCUCUUCAUUGGCUAAACCCCUUUAAAUGUAUAAAGUUAUCUCUUUACCUUUGCCAAUCAAUAGCACUUCACCACAUUCUACCCAAUUGUUAGACACUCCUACCUAUUUUGCGUUGUCUGUUGAUUCCCAGCACCAUAUCAAUAUUGAUAGCUCAAUGCUUGCCCUCUGUACAGGUGAUGAAUCUCAUUUGCUAUGUCCAGUUAGGCUUUCUCUCAAUUCCAUUACUAAAUCUUCUUGUCUUUUGGCACUCUUUCAAAACAAUAAACAGCAAGUUAAGGCACUUUGUAACUUCCGCUAUGUAACCAGACCUCAACCGCCUACACUCAUCUCUGUGGGUUCUUCAAAUGUUUUUGUCUACAGAGUUCCAUUCCUGACCCUUACUUGUCCUGGCACUCACCGUAUGAUUCCUGGUUGUCAAUUUUGUCUUAUUGCAACUCCCUGCUAUUGCUCUCUCUCAACUGAAGAUAUAUUUUACCCAGCCUCCUUCAGUUCUUGUCAUUAUUCCACCUCCCACAUCACCCAUCUCCAUCCUGUCAAUCUAGCCUUACUACAACAUUUCUUUGAUGGACUCUGCCCUCUCCAGUAUAGCUGGGGAUACCAAUUUUAGAAAAUGAAUUAAUUAAUAUUAAUAUUUUCCCAUGCCAUUUCCAAUGUUUUGGCUGAUGACAAUCAAGCCCACCUCAGUUUAAAACGUGUUGCAGAGAGUGCUAAAAAGGAUCAAACAAUCUUUCAAACAAUUGCUGAGCCACUGCUUGAUGGUCAAAUCAGUCUUCCUCCAAGUUCCUGGCUUGAUACGAAUGCUAUUCUAGCCUUAAGCACCUCAAUUGCAUCAGCUGUGUCUAUAAUUUUGGUUGUUUGGAUGUUUUUCAAAAUUCGAACUCUAUCUGCAGCACUCAUGUUAGUCACUCGCGUUGUCCCCACUAAAGCAGUGCAACCACCAGCUCUUAAUUAUAAUGAUCAUGCCACUGCUAGUACUCCACCCACGGACUUUGUCAUCACAGAUCUUGCUGACUACCAUGUCUCAAUCCUUCUCGGUUUUAUCACACUUUUAAUUGCCUCCAUCUUGCUUAUACUCAUCCUUCAAAAUGGCCUUGUUUUAGAACUUACUACCGGUCCUGAAUGCGUCACUGUCCCUUUUUUGUCUUUGAUUCUGUGCCCUGCCUACUGGGACAUCCAGGCCCCAUGUACAGUAGACAACCUUUGUGUUUCAGGAUACAUCUUUCCCACUCAGUUGAUUGGACAGGCUUCAUAGUAACAAAUAAACUUACUAGCACAUCCCUUACCGUUCCCUCAACCAUUCAAAUAUCAUUCUUUACAGCUCAAAAGCUGCAGCGACUCUUUAAACAGCCAUUCACUGCCUAUGUCCAUCUAGUUCACAAUGGAUAUUAUAAGGUAGUGGACCCGACAUCACUUCUACCUCAAUUUUAGUUGUUGCAAUAUGUAUUUCUAUAUUUAUUGAAUGUACAUAUUAGAUUUGGGCAUUCUGAACAGUACGUAUCAUUGUUGUCAUGUUCUUGGAUGUGAUCAUAUCUUAUGUUUGUACACUUAGACUUUAAUAACCAUUAUUUUACCUGAUGUUGCUUCAAGCUUUUGAGGUCAAAAGCUCCACGACGUCCAGGGAUAUUGUAACAGUGCUAAAAUUUCUAUAUUUUAUUCAACUUUUUUGUGAAAUUCGCCUUCAAUUCAUAAAAUACAAAAUUGUAUAACAACAUCUGGCACUUAAGAUUUACGCCGCCGCAAUCAGGUUGGUGGGCGAAACUUUAAUUACAUGUUGAAUAACAACUGGUAGUGGUCAGCGCUUUUGGCACUUACCAGUGUACCGUUAUCAGCUAUUUAGCGGCAACUGACCAAACUAGAAAAUUGAAAACGCGAAACCAAACACAAGCUGAGUGAUUCUAUCGGCAUUUAUAAUCUUCUAUUACUCAACUUUCCAAACUGACCGUCUGCUUUGGCUAUUAACAGACCAAAACCAUCAUACAAAAUUGUAUAACAUGUCCAGUCUUUAUUAGUCCAAAGUCUCAAAUUUCAAACUGGACAUGCACGUGUAGACUUGCCUUCAGAUUAACAAAGGAGGUCUCAGGUAUAAAUAUAGGGGGAAAUCGACUGUUAGUCAUUCCUGCUUUGCCUGAGAACCUCUCUCUGUUUGUCUUUGAAGGUAAGUCACUUUUACUUGUUACUUUGCCAUUUAGGUUAAACUUUGCUUAAAAUUGUCUUUAAUUUUGUAUGAUUAUCUUGCUUGAACAAUGAACUUAUAUUCUAUGUAUUCGAAAUGCCGUUCGAAUCUAAGCUGCAUAUUAUUCAAGUAUUACCGACACAAAUUAACUACAGUAAUUUAUAUGAGUGCGUCUCAUGUAGAAAUAUUACUAUUUCACAAUCAGCGCUCGUAUCCCACAUGUUUAUUUAUUGGUUUAAAACUACUAGGCAAAUGAUUAUUAAUCACAGGUGUCGUGGAUGCUUUAUAAUUAUCAUGUUUCAAUGUUAAAAGUUUGCAUUAUAUAAUGUAUGAAUUAUUUGUCUGUGUAUCGGUAGGAUCAGUAUUCAUAUGUAUGUCGUGUUAUUUACCUUAUUGUAUGUUGUAUCGUUAGUAGAGUGGUUUUAUAAUGCAACAACGUUAAAUGCGUCAAUAUGCAUUAACAUGAUCCAGUUACUCGAUAUAAUUUACGUUAUGUAUAUUUAUUUGCGUUUUUAUGCCUGAUAAAUACGGUUCAAGAAUAUGACUUAUGUCCGAUGUUCAUGCAUCAAAUAUAUUCUUUAUAUACAAAACCAAAUCAGUGCAAGUACAGCAAAGUAUAUUAUUCUUACCUGUUGCCCAAAGUAUAUUUCUUAUUAGGUAACUACUUUGUGAGGGCAUAUCACUAGACUACAAUACUUGAACGUAGCUUUUUGUUCUAGAUAAAUGCACGCAAAUUAAGCAAUGCCUAAUACAUUUAUGUUUUCCAAAUUAUGCAUAUUAUUUCCAUUCGGUAAGAUGAAUUGACGAUGUAUAGAAUAUCUCAGAUACUAUACUUUUAGCAUAAUUUGGACGCUACAGAUAACGUAGUAGUUUUAUGUUGUAGAAUAGUUAUAAUGAAACAGGCUUUCCUAUAGCAGUGUUUAUAUCCAUAUCUAAAUUACAGUUCACAAGCAAUUUCUCUGUUUGGCAAAAUCUCAAAUAAGGUUCAUAAACAUUCACAAUAGAAUAUACGUUCACUAAUAAUCAGUUUUAAUUCAUACAUAUUUCAAGUUUCAAGUACGGUAUUCAUUCAUGUGUGAUUUGUAUAAGCUCGGCCCGCAUGGCGCGGCAUGCACAGGCGGCACCGGGGCGGUCGGGUAGCCUAGUGGUUAAAGUGUUCGCUCGUCACGCUGAAGACCCGGGUUCGAUUCCCGACAUGGGUACAAUGUGUGAAGCCCAUUUCCGGUGUCCCCCGCCGUGAUAUUGCUGGAAUAUUGCUAAAAGCGGCGUAAAACCAUACUCACUCACUCACUCACAGGCGGGACCGCUCAUUGUUAUAUAACGGCGCAAUCACCAGCGCUUGGCAGUGACGUCACGUACCGUAUUUAACCAUUUUGCGCAUAGCUGUUAUCUGAAUUUAGUAUAGUGUAUUCAGUCAUUUAAUGCAGGUCCCAUUAUUAUUUACCGUAUUAAAUCUUGUAUUCGCUAUUUAACUCUGAAACAUCUCAAUCAACUAUAGUUCAUGGCGUCACAUGUACCGUAUUUAACGUAAAAUAAGUUAUUAGACAUGUCAUUGUUCAUUCAAGAAAGGUGUUGUUAUAAUCUUUCAUAUGAAUGCUUUUUGUAAACUUUGUUCAGAUGUUAUUUAUGAGUACCUUAAAUACAUAUCAAACAUUAUGAGUAAUUAUCAAUGAGUAAUUUAAUGUGAAUUGAUUAUAAUGUCUACAUUAUAUCAAAUGUUCACUGCUAUGAUAUAAAUGAAUAUCCAAUGAGUUGAGCUUACACUUUACACUUUGUUAUUAUUUUACAAAUGGUAUUUUAAUUAUAAAUGUGUUACGUAAUCUUAUGCAAUGUUAUAUUAAGCUGUUACUUAAAUAGGUACUGAGACGUCUCUGAAGUUAAUGCAUUGUUCUCAAAGUGAAAGCACAUAACAAGCAAUUGUUUAUUAACUCAUGCCUAUUAUAUAACACAGAAUAUCUUGACAGUUUUUGUAUCACUGCUUAAUUAUUUGUCUGAUUAUGUCUUUGUGUUUGAUGAUGAAGGAGAUUGUCAGAUUAUGUCUAUAUGCUUGAUGAUGAUGAAAACAUUCAAUAAAGAAUUCCUGCUUUGCCUGAGAA
Haliotis rufescens (red abalone) is the source of this 15142-nucleotide messenger RNA. Its product is annotated as G2/M phase-specific E3 ubiquitin-protein ligase-like. The transcript is spliced from 8 exons. Bases 244 to 1827 code for a protein of 527 amino acids. Gene Ontology annotation, molecular function: ubiquitin protein ligase activity. Gene Ontology annotation, biological process: ubiquitin-dependent protein catabolic process; protein polyubiquitination. The record is from RefSeq and is a predicted model, not a curated record. NCBI's taxonomy places the organism in Eukaryota, Metazoa, Mollusca, Gastropoda, Lepetellida, Haliotidae.